AUGAGGACGAAUGAAACUCGUUGUACUGCAGCCGGUUGGAUUAAAACCAUACAGGCUCACUAUGAAAUCGAAUGGGACGUCUAUAAACCGAUCGACCCCAGGAUCGUCGUUUUCAACGCGAGCCACGUUUCAUCCCAAGAAUAUGCCGCUCUGAAAGAGGAUGUGCACUCGGAGUUGGCGAAUCUAUCCUUCCGGCAAUCUUUACUCAUCCCACAAGUCGACACCGCCACCUCGUCCAGCCCAAUUGGCCUACCCGAGACUCAUGCUCUUCCUACGCCUCUGCCGCUCGAGCCUUAUACUCUGAUGGAGGGCCGUCCGGCCUUGCUGCGUUGUUAUUUUCGGUACAUCGAGGAGGCACACGAUAGCCGCCCUCCGGCUCAGAUUGUCUACUGGCUGCGCAACGGCGCUCCACUACCGUCCCCACCAUUUCACGUCAGCAACAUGCGCCAACGCAACGAAGGCAUCUCUGCCCUUUGGGUGAACGCCUACUCCGUUGAACGACCCAGCUCGUUGAAGGAUCAGGCAAAAUGGGCCCGACGAGGUUGUAGCAAGUCGAACCGGUCUUCGGAAUCCAAAGCCAGCGCCAACCCCAGGCCCAUCCCUGGGCUUGGUCCAGAUUCAACGGGCUCGCUCUCGCCGAACCAGACAUUUUCAAGGUCUCCUUCCAAUUUCUACGAUGUCCCUGGCAGAUCGGGCGAGUUGUUGGCCGAUUUUGAGCCGAGACAAAGUGUCCGUGGCCCCGGAGGUGUUGAUGUCGCCAACGCAGCAGUCGGCCUGGAGACUGGGUUCGGCGGUGGCUCCGCUACCACAGCGCAGGUUGGCGUGGGUGAGGAUGCAUCCUUUCGUGGCGAUCAAGGCGAAUAUGACAGGUCACUAGGCGAGGAGAACGAGAAUUGUGCCCCCGAACGAGGCUAUGGGAUGAUGAAGGACAAGCAAAAAGGGAGUUAUUACAACGAAGAGCGUGGUUUUCCAAUGGCCUCAAUUACAUGCGUCGUGGAAAGCCGUGUUCGUCGAGAUCCAGACUACAUCGUCGAGACUAACAAAACGUAA
This is a messenger RNA of Protopolystoma xenopodis, 1050 nucleotides long. Lineage: Eukaryota; Metazoa; Platyhelminthes; Monogenea; Polystomatidea; Polystomatidae. The record is from the annotation of a GenBank genome assembly.